Symbiodinium sp. CCMP2592 is the source of this 1248-nucleotide messenger RNA. NCBI's taxonomy places the organism in Eukaryota, Dinophyceae, Suessiales, Symbiodiniaceae. The record is from the annotation of a GenBank genome assembly.
AUGUUUGGUCAUGACUACAGGGAAAUGGCACAAGUGGAAGCUGGUUUAUCCGAAUUUUGGGGACGAUUCCGCCACACAUGGCCUGACCAUGAUGUUUACACUACUCAUGCCCAGCACUUGUCCCGCUGCAUACCCUGCCGAAUGCAUGCUGAUGAAGGGACUUCAUUCCGGCGAGCUGGCAUCUAUCAGCAGAGUUGGGGCCCCAUUAUAAAGGCAGGGCCAGCAAGUGCAUUGCACUGUUUCUUUUACACAGCCAUGUUGGCAGAUGACUACAAGGAAGACCAUGUUGGCUAUGGUGCAGGCAACAACACCCUGGACAGUCUCAUGAGACACUUCGUGGAGGAUGCGAUGGACUGCUACUUGAAUGGUGUGCCUUCAAGGCAGGGGCUGUUCUACAUCGUGAUACUCCGUCUGGAAGGAGAUUUGCCAGCCCAAGCCAAACUGUCCCACUCAGGGCGCAAUUAUACGAAUGACCCCAACCCUAUAUGCAGUUGGUGCCUUGCGGAUGGGAGACAGAUUCCAUUCGGGGAUUUCAGGAGGACUGCAGCCUGGCGGGCAACGAUUUCCCAGCAACCCCCUUGGAUGUCGAGGAGUCCUCUUCAUGAUCUACCAGGAGGUGAAGAUGUUAGGUUCCUCUCGAAGGACCUGUUCCACAUUUCACAGUUGGGCAUUACAAGGACCUGUGUUGCAUCUGUGAUAUGCUUUUUGGUCACGAUGGGCCAUUUCCAACCGUUGGUUGGUGGUACAUCGGUGAAAGGCUCGGACGCACGCUUGCUCACGAAAUGGCUGGUAGACUAUUUGUCCCGUCCAUUUCUUCUUGAUGAGAUCUCCCAACAUGUGUUUGAACUGCUCUAUGCCAUAGACGACUUCCAUCGGUUGUGUUACAAGCAGUGUGCACGCAUCUGGAUGAAUGAAGCACAAAUGGAGGCAGCUCGCAAAUCCCUGGGCCGAUUCUUGGUGAACUACUCGAUGGCAGCCAAGAAGUGCCAUGAUCGGGGGUGGUUGUUCUUUAACAUCACCCCGAAAUAUCAUUACAUGUUGCACAUCGAGCACGACUUGCGGAUGUCCAUGGGCCAUGAAUGGGGUUUUAACCCCGCUUGCUUUGCCACUGAGAUGGAUGAAGACUACAUGGGAGUGUCAAGCAGAAUGUCCCGUGCUGCUCAUGCACUUGGUGCUCCUCGCCGAACAGCGCAACGGUGGCUCAUUUAUUCCUGGUCCAAGUGGCGGCCCUGGAAGUUUCACAUGUGA